This is a messenger RNA of Salmo salar (Atlantic salmon), 4101 nucleotides long. RefSeq names its product phosphatidylinositol binding clathrin assembly protein a (gene picalma). Gene Ontology annotation, molecular function: 1-phosphatidylinositol binding; SNARE binding; phosphatidylinositol-4,5-bisphosphate binding. Gene Ontology annotation, cellular component: clathrin-coated vesicle; synaptic vesicle; extrinsic component of presynaptic endocytic zone membrane. The record is from RefSeq and is a predicted model, not a curated record. Lineage: Eukaryota; Metazoa; Chordata; Actinopteri; Salmoniformes; Salmonidae. Gene Ontology annotation, biological process: synaptic vesicle budding from presynaptic endocytic zone membrane; clathrin-dependent endocytosis; clathrin coat assembly.
AGCAGGGGGAGGCGAAGUAGAAAAGAGCACAGACUUAUUCAGUGGGAACUAAAGCGAGACUCAGUCAGUGCGAGAGAGGGGGAGUCAGUUAGUGUGUGAGAAAGACUUUGUUUGGAGAGAGAGCUCAUUCGGAAUUGACAAGAAGUAAAAACUCUAGGUUUGUAUCCAAUAUAAUAUACAACCAAACUUCAAUUUCACCCUCAAAAUCGUGGAUGUGGGCUGCAUAUCACCCUGGGAUUUAGCUUCAAGAGUAACGUUCCUGCCGUCUCAUUUUUCUCGUCUUUAUUUUGUGUCAUGUGGCAGAACUGUGGAAGCUACAGAGGACAAUAGCGAUUCCACAGGAUUUAAAACAUUUGUUCUAUAUCUUAAUACAGAAGUGCGAAGAUGUCUGGGCAAAGCAUUACGGACAGGAUAACCGCAGCUCAACACAGUGUUACCGGAUCUGCGGUGGCAAAAACUGUGUGCAAGGCGACUACGCAUGAAAUUAUGGGUCCGAAAAAGAAACAUUUAGAUUACUUGAUCCACUGCACCAAUGAGAUGAACGUGAACAUCCCCCAGCUGGCAGACACGUUGUUUGAGAGGACGGCCAGCACCAGCUGGGUGGUGGUCUUCAAGUCUCUCACCGCCACCCACCACACCAUGGUCUACGGUAACGAGAGAUUUAUACAGUACAUGGCUUCAAGGAAUACGCUUUUCAACCUCAGUAACUUUUUGGACAAAAGUGGCCUGCAAGGCUAUGACAUGUCAACGUUCAUAAGGAGAUAUAGUCGCUACCUGAAUGAGAAGGCUGUGUCGUAUCGACAAGUCGCUUUUGACUUUACAAAAGUUAAACGAGGGGCGGAUGGCGUUAUGAGAACCAUGAACACAGAGAAGUUACUAAAGACCAUACCUAUUAUCCAAAACCAGAUGGAUGCGCUACUUGACUUCAACGUCAACGCCAACGAGCUCACCAAUGGAGUGAUCAACGCGUCUUUCAUGCUUCUGUUUAAAGAUUCCAUUCGACUGUUUGCGGCCUACAAUGAAGGCAUUAUCAACCUGCUGGAGAAGUACUUUGACAUGAAGAAAACUCAAUGCAAGGAGGGCCUUGACAUCUACAAGAAAUUCCUCACUCGAAUGACAAGAAUCUCUGAGUUCCUCAAAGUAGCAGAGCAAGUGGGGAUUGAUCGAGGGGACAUCCCAGACCUCUCCCAGGCCCCCAGUAGCCUCUUAGAUGCCUUGGAGCAGCAUUUGGCUUCUUUAGAAGGGAAGAAGGUGAAAGAUUCCACAGCAGCCAGCAGGGCUAGUACACUCUCCAACGCUGUCUCCUCUUUGGCCAACACGGGCAUAUCUUUCACCAAAGUGGACGAGAGGGAAAAACAGGCAGCUCUGGAGGAAGAGCAGGCUCGACUAAAAGCACUAAAGGAGCAGCGUCUGAAGGAACUCCAGAAGGGGCCUUCUUUCUCUGCCACCACGGCUGCCUCCCCUGUGUCAAUGGACGGUGGGACCAUCAACACAGCACCGGCCAUCGACCUCUUCUCCACGCCCAGCUUCGCAAACAGCACUUCCAAGGCGGCGAGCGACCUGCUGGACUUGCAGCCUGCGUUUCAGCAGCAGGCACUGCCCAGCUCCACUGGCCUGCCGACAGCCAACACAUGGGGAGAUCCUUUUACUUCUACAGAAGCUGUCGACGACUCCAUUCCAAACUUUAACCCUUUCCUAUCACAUCCUGUUGUUGAUGCUGUCCAUCUACCUGUUGAAUCUUCCGAUGGUGUUAGUUCUAGGACACCCAGUCAUGAAAUGUUUGGUGAUCAUUACAAUCCCUUUAUUGAUUCGAGCACCUCCAUUGCAUCUGAUCAUGAGCACACAGUGCGGAUAGAGCAGUUUAUCUCAGACUCCUUCUGUGGGCCAGCAUCUUACCCUACCACCCCUCUCUUUCAAUCUGAGACCCCUGCUGUAGCUGGUCUAUUUGGAGGGUUCUCAGCAUCUCCCACCUCGCAGCCUCAGACCGCCAGAGGCCUUAAUGUCGACUUUGACUCUGUGUUUGGCAACAACGUGGACUCGGCUGAUGGCAUCCUCAAACCCACAGUGGCCUCCUUGCCCGGCCAGGGGCUAAUCCCCAGCGGACAGCAGCCUGGGAAGCUGGUGUCCGACGACCUGGACUCGUCCUUGGCCAACCUUGUGGGCAAUUUGGGAAUUGGCAAUGGUGUGGCAAAAAAUGAUAUUCAUUGGAGUCAGCCUGGUGAGAAGAAGUUGACAGGUGGAAACAAUUGGCAACCAAAGACUGCUCCCUCUACCACAUGGAACCCUGCCGCCAUGAACGGAAUGCAUUUCCCACAAUACGCACCAUCUGUCAUGGCCUUCCCUGCAACGACGCCGACGGGAAUGAUGGCAUAUGGAAUGCCUCCCCAGAUGGGUUCCAUGGGCAUGAUGACCCAGCCCACUAUGAUGUACAGCCAACCAGUCAUGAGGCCAGCCAACCCCUUUGGCCCGGCCCCAGGAGCACAGCCCUCGGCAGCUUCUAGUCCUUCCAGUCAGAGUCCUCUCAGAGCACCAGGAAAGGACCCCUUUGCACAACUCUCUCUCAAGGAUUUCUUGUAGAACCUCUUUAGCAGAUGCAGUUCAUGUAACCUAAAAAGGAGGCUUUUGCCCUCCGAAGACAAACCAUGAAGCAGCGAGACUAACUUUCAAGCAAAAAUCCAGUUAGCUGUUAUACUCCUCGUCGAGAAUAUCAGCACAAAUAAGGACUCAAGGGGGGAAACCAUGUCCAAGAGGCGUCAAGUAUAGGACACGGAUCCCAUUUUUGUAAUUUGUCUUCCGAGAAAGUGUGCGUUGCCAUUCUAACCCCUCUACAGGGAUCACUCAUCCCAUUUGUCUUCUGUAAUAAUAGAUACAAAUGGUUGCGGAAAGGGAGACAUUUGACUGCUGUUAUGUAUGGAAAAUAGUGGUUUAUCACACAGAAUUGCUUGAUCCGAUCAUCAAUCGUACAUUAUCUAAUUUAACCAUAACUGAUUAGUAAAGCUAACCUCUGUUUAUACCAUGAUUUUCAAAAAUAAUUUUAUUACGUUUGCAGUAGACAUUCCUUGUGCAUUGUUUGUAUUUAUUUAUACCCACAGAGAAUAUGAAAUAGGGGAAAAGAAAUGAAUGACAUUAAACUCUUCCUUGUGGGAGGUAUUCAGGUGUAUACAUGGGUAUGAUUUGAUUUGUAUAAUUGGAGUUUGAGAGUGACUGAGAUAAAAAAAAUAAUAAUAUAAAGAUGGAAACAUGUAACCGACUCAGACUGAUGCAGCUCUAAUCACUGAACCAGCAUAAUGUCAAGCACAGUACUUAGCAGCUCAGUCACAACCCCGGGGUGAUAUUGGCAUGAAACAAGUGUAAUGAUUCAACAGUCAAUUCUGUGAGCUAGGGUCUUUUUUCUUUUAAGGGAACAUUUUCACUCACUAGCAAGGCACUACAUUUGUGAUUUGCCUGCAUUGCGUUGGGAACGAUCCAGAUUUAUUCUUUACACUUGGCAUGUAAUUUAUUUUACAUGGAACAAUUCUAUGGCUGCCUUUCCAAAAUAAAUGUGCAGAGUGUCCUUCAUGCUCGGGCCAUCUUUACAUAGACCAGCGUUGGGGUUGGGGGAAAGGAGGUGGUCACAGGAGGCAGGGGAAAGAGCUGUGGUGGUCAGCUCUAGGUGUCAGAUCUGGGUUGAAAUACUAUUUGAAAUCUUUUAAAUACUUUUGUUUGCUCUAGCUUGUCGAGAGUGCCAGAAGGGCUGGGUUAGCAGUUUUGGGACUAUUCUAUUAAGCCAUACUAGAUCAAUCAAGCACAAAUAAAGUAUGUUUAAUGAUUUAAUAUUUGAAUGUUGGGUAAGUGGCAGUAGGGUCCAGUUGAGCGGGGGGGGGAAGAACACUGUUGAUCGGUGCUUUGUGUAUAUAAAAUGGAUCCUUUCCAUCAUGGGGGUGGGUGGGAUAUGUGCAGGAUGGUCAGAACAUGAAGGUUAUUCUAUUCAUCAAAUUAGCAUUAACUGCAUUGUACCUGCAGAUUUAUAUUUUUGUUAAAUAUAUAAAUAAAUGUAUGCAGAAUUUGGUAGAUUUUUUUUUUCUCAAUAAAGUGCAGCUUCCACAGUGUUUUGCAACAGUA